UAUGUUGAAAGUUGAUGAUGAAGGAUUUUGGGAUUGUCCAAAAAGAUUAUCAGUUGAACUGUUGCAAGAUGAUUUAAAUAAAUUUAAAUUAAGAUGUAGAAGAGCUUCGGCGGAGAAAACGACUUCAAAGAAAGGACCAAUAAAAGCUUGGCAAGAAGAAGCCUGUAAGCGAAAAGGGAUAGGUGAGAAAGGAGAUGGCCAACUGUUAGAGAGAGACGCCGACACCCGUCCAUUAAUUUUUAAAGUUGGCGAGCCCGGAAGGGAAAUGUCGUCCCAGGCGAACUGUAAUGGUGUUGGUGAAACAAGUUUUGUUAGGAAUAUGACUGUGCAAUCGGCAAAUACGAAUGAUUCGCUAUGUACAUCGUGGUUAACAUCAGUUAGCCAGUAUAAUGAGAGAGAAAUGAUGUACUCAAGAGAUUCCCUGGAUAGUGGUGAAAUUGCUAAUACUCAAGCGCACACCACCGAUUGCCUGUCGAGAAGCAAUGACAGCGGAGCUAUAGUAACCACUCCAAAUGGCCUGAAUCAGGCUGAUAUUGAGAAAGUUAGGCAGGAGGUGACGCUUCAAAUGAGAAAUGAAAUGCUAGCUAAAGCAAAAGAAUACGAAGCCAAACUUGAAGAAUACCGGAAAAAAGAGAAAGAAUGGGACGUUCUUACUGAUUAUCAAUAUGGCGUCUUAGACAAGUUAACCAGUUCGUUAGAGGCAAAGGACAAGGCAAUUUUACAAGCUGCUGAGGACGUCGAGCGUUUUGAGAGAGCGUUAAAUGAAACGACUUCUUUAUAUUCUGAAUUAAAAUCGAAAUUUCAUCGUACCACUGUCAAAAAUCAAUUGUUAAACACUCAGCUAAAAGAGUUACAAGGCCUACUGAAGGAUAGAGUUAAUAAAUACAACAACUUAAUGAAAGAGAGAGAACAGAAUGACAUUGAUAAUAAAUCUAAUUUUAACAAGAUGGAAACUGAAAAGAGUGAACAAAUUCAAUUAUUGAAGAACAGAGUAAAAGUAAUGGAAAUAAAGGAAUCAGCUUUGCAGAAAGAAUUAAUUCAGAAGAAAAAAGACUUGGACGACUUAGCAAGGAUUUGCGAUGAAUUAAUAUCAAAAAAGUCUAAUGAAAGAUAA
This is a messenger RNA of Dimorphilus gyrociliatus, 1114 nucleotides long. The record is from the annotation of a GenBank genome assembly. NCBI's taxonomy places the organism in Eukaryota, Metazoa, Annelida, Polychaeta, Dinophilidae.